Molecule: messenger RNA, 2697 nt
Organism: Entamoeba invadens IP1
Lineage: Eukaryota; Evosea; Mastigamoebida; Endamoebidae
Product: tetratricopeptide repeat protein, putative
Exons: 2
Coding region: 1-2697 (898 amino acids)
Biological process (GO): negative regulation of DNA-templated transcription
Molecular function (GO): protein binding
Source: RefSeq, a predicted model, not a curated record
AUGGAAUCGAAGCCACGUUCCAAACAUCGCAACGUCUUAUAUGGAGUCGACUUGGAAAAGGUCAAAGAACUUUCAAAACACACCGGCCUCUUAGUUUUAAGGAUUAGAAACUAUGGAACUCUUAAUAUUGGGAAACCUUCAUAUAACAAUUCUUCGGACUCGCAAGAAUCUUCGGAAUCCACAGACAUCCCUUUGGUGUCAACUCCAAUUAACGUCGAGAAAAAAAAUCGAAGAGAACGCAGUAAACAUCGACAUCACCACAGAGAACAUAACACACCAAAACAAGAAGAGCAACAAACGAACACAACGACUCAAACUCAUUUAAAAAAGGAGAUGAAAGACUUGAAAAAGUCUUCUAACACCCAAAACAUCGAAAAGGAAAAGGAAGAAACUGUUGAACACAAUAAAGAAGACGUGGACACCAAAAAGUCAAAUGGCUUAAAAAUCGAGGAACUUGACGACGAAGGGAAGGUGAUAUCGGAAGUCACUCCAUUCGAGACAGAACACACCGGCGUACCAAAGAAUUUUGCAAAUGCGACAAAUGACCCGGAGAUCGAUCAACAACUCGCAAUGGGAUAUUUCUUAGUGAACAAUGGAAAGCUUCAGGACGCCAUUAAGUACUUGACACAAUUUUUAGUGAAGUAUCCGAAAGUUGCUGGAGGAUAUAUUGCAAGAGGGACUGCACUUGCUAUGGGAGGCGCUUUUAAUGAAGCUGUUGCGGACUUCGGUUCUGCUAUUACGUUAGACCCGGACAACUUCGACGCACAUAAAAGAAGAGGACAGACACUUAUUGGGAUUGGAAAGUUGCCGGAAGCGCUUGCUGAUAUGGACGCAGCUGUUAAACUGUCGAAAGGAAAAGAUCCGGAUGUAUACAAGCAACGAGGCAUUGUCCAUCAAAUGAUGAGAAAUUAUGAGAAGGCAAGAGACGACUUUGAAGUUGUUGUGAAAAAGAUGCCGGGAGAUGCGGUCUCAUGGAACCAUUUUGGGUUGAACAACACAGCUCUUGGGUUAUUCAGAGAAGCUGCUGAAGGGUUUGGUCGUGCCGUGUCGAUUAAUCCCGAGUUUGUCGAGUGUUAUGUGAACUUGGCGCAAUUGGAAAAGGACGCCGGACAACCAAAACGCGCUGAAGGAGUAUUUAAAAUCAUUUUUAAUAAAGUACCAAAACACCCGUUUGCACAUUACUUGAGGGGAGUCAUGUUACAACAAAUUGGAAAUCACAUUGAAGCAACAAAGGAAUUUGACAUCUCUGUUGCUAAUAUGAAUGAUGAGAAAUAUGGCAUGAAAACUGAAUCGGAUAAAGUCGUCGACUUGUGGAGAUAUAGAGGAGUCACUGAAUCUGGCUCUGGACAGUUUAGAAAGGCUGCGAAGGACUUUGACGAAGCCAGUGAAAUCAAAUGCGACGACUCUGCCUGGUAUAUGAAAGAAGUCGCGAUGUACACCCAUCAUAUGCUUGAUAAGGAAUUCAAAAAGUGGAACUUAGACUCGUUCGAUCCAUUGUUUAAAGAAGGAUUUUGUAAACACUUGAUUCCAGCAGCGUUGCAUCGUUACGACGAACAGCCAGGGUUUGAUGAUAACGUCAAAGACAUAACAGAAAACGAUGUCCCUUCUGAGGAAGUCAUUAAACAGAUUUUGUACCCAGCGAUGAACAUUGGAAAGUACAUGCAAUAUGAGUCACAAGGUUUUGUACACAACGUCACACAAUAUUUGAUGGCUGGUAUGUCUGCAAUCGAAAUUGGAAAAUUGAUUCGAGCGAGGAUACCGCAAUGGGCAAAGGGUGGGUUGACACAAGAAGAAGCGCAAAAACAAAUUGGUAAAAUCACAUGGAGAGAAAUGAUGGAGAUAUCGACAAGGUGGAGACAAGUAAGUGAACCAAAUGAUCCAGUCUUUUGGAUUGACGGAUUAACUCCGGAUCAAUUUGAAGAAGGGUUUGGUGCGCAUACCCCAAUGUAUACUGGACAAGGGAGAGUUAUCAGAUACUUCUGUCAAUACAACAGAGCAUUUAAAUUGGUCCAGAAGCUCUUACCAGAACAGGUCACAUUAAAACCUGAAUGGGCCAAACGUGUGAAAGAAGCGAAGAAUAUCGACGACAUCUUAAAACUCGUUGAAAGUAAUUUCCAAGUCGUUACGCCAUGCCGGUCGGACAACUUUGAUGAUCCAAAGACUGGAGAGAGAAUUGUGUAUGAUGGCACAAAUCUCGUCACUGAAAUGAAAGAACCGUAUGGGUAUGACUUUGCCAUCAAAACAACAUGCAAAAGAUCAAGAUGGACCCAAUACGAUAAGGAACUGGAGGCAUGUUGGAACAAACUUCAACUCUUAGUCCUAACGAGGAAGACUGAGAAAUUUGAGAAUGACGAGUUUGAGAAAAUCAUAAGGGCGAUGUACUCAUUCACGUUCUUCUGGUAUAACUUCAUGCCUUUGACUCGUGGAACAGCAGCGGGCGGAAUGGUCUUCAUGAUGGCGAUACUUGCUUCAUUGGGAAAACAAGUUGGCAAACAUAUUCCCACGGGCAUGCAAACGGAUUGGGAAGCGAUUUUGUGCGAGUACCCAAGCAAGUUUGCGGACGUGAUGUAUGGCUGGAUGAAAGACUCAAUCGUCGAUUUGGACAUUGACAAUAUCCCAGUCAUCGAACAAAAACUUCCGACACUCAGAAGUAUCAUUGAGUGCUUCAAUUACUGUCCGAAGGUAAAAUGCGAGUAA